AUGCUUGCCCUUGAUAGUAUCCCUUCCAUUGGAGACGCUAUUGACGACGCUAGUGUGCCUGGACUGGACACCUUCGUCGGGCGUAUCCUCGAUGAACGUGGGUACACUGGGGAGUUUCGUGGUCCCAACGUGCCUACUUGGAAGGUGGGCAGAGUUGUCCACGUUCUCGGAAGCCCACCCAAGACCGACGCUUUGGCUGACACCACUAGCUAUCGCAACUACAUUAUCGCUAGCGAUAAGUGUGUCAAUGUUAGGCUUGGCCGUUCUGUUGAAGGAUUGUACAACAUUGUGCAAUCGUCUUCAGCCAUGGGUGUGGAAGUGGGCGCGGACACCGGUAGGAUUAGCGCCAUUACAACGCGCUACAACUUAAGGGCCCCCAUUGAAGCGGGGGUGGCCGUGGAGCGCCUCUCUUCGACUGGGGAGUCGAAGAUGUCCGCCGAGAGCGCUACUAGGCAGCUGGGGCUCGUCAGCGAAUCCAGUACAGCUUACAUCUGGACCGGAGUUAGCCUCAACUAUUUAACAUGCAUCAUGGGCAACGGCGAGGCUGCUCUCGGGCUUGAAUGGCGUGCCAUCUUACCCGAAGUGGACCGCUGGACCUACGAAAAUCAUUUGAGGCAAGUUUCGGCUCACGCUGAAGACCUGAUGAGUGGGAGGAUGGUUAUGCUCCAUCUAACCCGCUCGGAAUACGAGAUUUGUGGUGGUAUUAUGAAAGUGCUCUUUGCAAGUCGGCCCUUCGAGACUGAUUUCAAUGGAAGAGAGAUACUACCGCAACGCGUGAGCUGGAGUCCUCCUCGCUUAGCAUUGAUACUCAACGAUCAGCCAACAGGCGUGGUUUUACCAGCCGUACCUGUGUUGGCUGGGUACGACCCACAGGAGCUCGGAGAAGUUGGACCCAUAUCUGUUAAGACAUGGGACAUCUGUAAUAUUCACGAAGGUCAGAGGCAAGAAGCUCAGUGA
Messenger RNA from Perkinsus marinus ATCC 50983, 957 nucleotides. RefSeq lists its product as hypothetical. The coding region runs from base 1 to 957 and encodes 318 amino acids. The record is from RefSeq and is a predicted model, not a curated record. Lineage: Eukaryota; Perkinsozoa; Perkinsida; Perkinsidae. The transcript has a single exon.